CGUCGCGAAUGUUACAAAAAUCUUAUCGUGGGUACAAACCGUAGCACCAGUAAAUUGUACUGUAAUUGUUAAAUAUUUAUUUUUAUCAUUUCGUAAACAUAGCGCUUUAUGUGAAGGACUAUUGUCUAUUGUGGCGUUGUGCAGUUGUGUUAGUGUUAUUAUAGUACUUGUUGCCGUAGUUGCCGGUUGCCCUAGUACGGUUUAUCCAUGACGAUAAUAAUUCUAACAUUCGAGCAUCUUUGGUUCCGAAGCCGUCUUCAUUAAUAGGCCAAAUUUUAUCAUUAGACGUUCAUUUUGACUUCCACAUUGAUCGUUAUACAUUAGUAGAUACCUGAUUUCUACUAUUUUUGAUAUUAAUCAAACUUGUUUUACACUUUGGACACGCAUCAUUCAUAUUCAGCACGAUGGAAUUGUUACAUUUGGCGCCAGAGACAUUAAAUUUUCAUUGUCCAUUUAAUGCGUCACAUACAAUGCCACAAAAGACAUUAACUAAGCAUAUAACGAAGUGCCCGGAUAAACCACCCCAUUUUAGGCAUUGUAUUUACAAUUUAGCACAUGCAAUGCCUGAAUCGGAAUUGAAGGAUCAUGAAGAAAAUUGUCCAAAUAGAAUUUUAAUUGAUGUAGUUGUUUAUCAAUCAGAAGAUAUGGUACGUCCAAGUCCUAACGUUGAAAAUUUACCAUCAAUCAAGUAUGAAGAAUCUUGGGAUGGUUUGGAACAAACCUCUGAAAUAAUGAAGACCAUCAAAACAAAAACAGCAUCGAUGAAAGCAACUCAUGGCAUGACAAAAUCAGAACGUAAACAACAUCGCAUCAAUUUACAUGAAAAUGAUAUUCAUAACGUUAACAAUAAAGGAUUAAACGAUGGGAAGAAACAGAAUAAGAAUAUGGAAACAAAACCAUUAUUCAUUGGAAAGAGACCCAACACAUAAAAGUCUUAAGCAAUAAGUUUUAAAUGUUUAAAUACACUAAAAGUUUUCAUUUAUUUGACUGAAUUAAAAUCUUAUAUAACAAACAUUUACGGUAUACAAUUUGUUUUUUUUUUAUUUUUUCAUAUUUUGGUUGAUUUUUAAUAUUGUACUAAGUAUUCCUACCUAUUUUAAUAAUUUUGCAAACAUUUUUAAUAAACAAUAAUGUUAAACAUCCAUAGUUGUUAAAUAAAUAAAAUUGUAUUCAAUUUUUUUUAAUAGCUAACAAAGAAAAAGGAUUAUUAUUAAUUUAAUAUUUUAUAUGGUUUUUUUUUAACCUUGUUUUAAAUUGUAUGUCAUUAAUUCCAUUACUUAUUUAAUUUAAUUUUAGUUGUUGUAUUAUCAGUAAUUUUUUAGCAAGAUGGGUCUAUAUAAUAUUAAUAAAAAUUGUUAAUAAAA
This is a messenger RNA of Rhopalosiphum padi (bird cherry-oat aphid), 1364 nucleotides long. RefSeq names its product gametocyte-specific factor 1 homolog. Lineage: Eukaryota; Metazoa; Arthropoda; Insecta; Hemiptera; Aphididae. Bases 405 to 929 code for a protein of 174 amino acids. The record is from RefSeq and is a predicted model, not a curated record. The transcript has 6 exons.